Tinamus guttatus (white-throated tinamou) is the source of this 551-nucleotide messenger RNA. RefSeq names its product calcium regulated heat stable protein 1 (gene CARHSP1). The record is from RefSeq and is a predicted model, not a curated record. Gene Ontology annotation, biological process: regulation of mRNA stability. Lineage: Eukaryota; Metazoa; Chordata; Aves; Tinamiformes; Tinamidae. Gene Ontology annotation, cellular component: cytoplasm. Gene Ontology annotation, molecular function: mRNA 3'-UTR binding.
CAAAAGCAUAAGCUGAAAAACGUGUGCCUUUUACAUGCACUUUUCCUUCCUGGGCUAAACCACAUCAUCUCCUCUCUCUAGGUUUUCCUCAGGUGUCAGGAAUGUCUUCUGAGCCCCCAUCAGAGCAGUCGCCCUCCUCUCCACCCUCACCAGGCUCUCUCCAUCUGCCCGAAAGCCGCAGGCCGAGAGAGCGCUCCCCGUCUCCCAUGAGAGGCUACCUCAUUCCUAGUCCUCUCCCAACCCGACGGACCAGGACGUUUUCAGCGACCGUGAGAGCUUCCGAGGGUCCCGUCUACACAGGAGUCUGCAAGUGCUUCUGCCGCUCCAAAGGCCACGGUUUCAUCACCCCCACGGACGGGGGCCCGGACAUCUUUGUGCACAUCUCUGACAUUGAAGGCGAGUACGUGCCCGUGGCGGGCGAUGAAGUCACCUACAAGAUGUGCAGCAUCCCGCCCAAGAACGAGAAGCUGCAGGCGGUGGAGGUGGUCAUCACCCACCUGGCGCCCGGCACCAAGCACGAGACCUGGUCAGGCCACGUCAUCAGCUCCUGA